AUGGAUGUAAAAGUUGGUAAACCGAGAGAAAAGCCUUCAUACUACGGUGGGGAUAAAGUUGAUGCUGACGAUGAAGAAUCUCAAAAGCUUUGUAUUAAUGAUUGUCGACAAAAGCAGGCAGCAUUGUACCCUCCCUUUUUGUUUAAAUCCUCGUCGGCACAGUUGCUUCUCUCACCUCCAGAUGCAAGUGAACUUCUUGUUAUAACUGGUCAAAGUAGAAUUCAUCUAUAUAUACAGCAAAAUUUAAAUGAACUUUCUCUCAAAACAUGUGAAAAUCACAAUAACUCUAAUCACUCAGACAUCUCAAAUCCUACUGAAGUCGAUUUGGUUGUUUGCAAACUAAGUAAUCUUAGUAUUCCAUCGUUUCCUCAAAAUUUGUCUUCUGAAGUUUCAAUAUUCCGAUCUCAUGGACUUCCUUUACUUGUUUGGCCUAAGUCAGCUGAUAAGAUGCUCAUUCAAAAGUAUUUAAAUGAUAACUAUCCGGAUUGUGGUCGUUGGUUUAGUGAACUAGAUAAAGUAACCGGGUGGUUAGAACAGAAAUGGAGGCCAUUAACACGAAACUUGGGCAUAGUUAAUAAUGAUGAAAUCAGUAAUAAUGAUGAUUGGAUCAAAUUGAAUAAAAAUAUAUGCAUUCGUGGUAUUCCCUCAAGUUGCGUUGCUGUAAUGUAUUUGAAAAAACGUUCAACACAAUAUGAAAAAUAUGCCAGUUUAUUAAAAGCUUACUUUACUCAUCGUCUACAAUUUACACCAGCUUUUCAUCAUAAUCCCAUACAUAGAGAACUUGAAGAACAUUACAAGGAAAGACUCGGUUGUUUAAGUGAAGAUGCUGGUUAUUUUAAUGUUAUCGGAAAUCGUCUCAUUCAAGUGAUUAAUAAAGCUUUAUCAUCUGGUAGACCGUAUUCUCUUAAUCCAAUUACUUUCACUUCUUCUAUCAGUGAUUUAAGUAUGAGAGAACAAUGUUUACAUGCUUUACUACCUGGCAAUGAAGUGAAGAAUACUAAAAGCCAGAAGAGGAAAACUACUAACGAACUUUGUAGAGUGGAUGUUCUUUCCAAUACUGAUAGUCAGUUUAUUGAUAGUCAAUCUAAUGAGGACGGUGACGGAAGCAUUUCAGGAUUCGACGAUGAUAGUGAUCAGUUUUUAGCGCCUGAUGAAAGGGACAUAGUUGAUCCGACAGCAGCUGACCAGUCCACUCAUGAUCUACCAAAUCGACCAAUAAGCAAAGAGAUAAUGAAAAAUAAAGGCAUUGUAAAAUAUCGACAUAAACGUGAACGUAACCCUAGAGUGCAUUUACGGUAUAAAUACCGCAAGGCAACAAUUCGUUACAGAUCACGUGUUGCGCCAGUUCGUAAAGAAGACAAACCAUAUGCUGGUGAAGUUAAGGGAAUACGUGUAAAUUUGAUUAAAUCGCACAAAUUCAAAAAAUAUUAAUUCAUUUUUCAACGCAUUCGGUACUUCUUUGUGGUCGACAUUCUUUCUUUUCUAUGAUCGUUCUGACAUGUUUGUUAGGUGAUUGGCGGUGUUAUAUGUUAAAUUUUGGAUUAGGUUUUAGGUUUCAUUUGCGAAAGUUGACAGUGAUUACAAAUUAUAUAUGGUUGGAAGAUAGUUUUGGUCGAAGCACAGCCUACUG
Messenger RNA from Schistosoma rodhaini, 1630 nucleotides. The record is from the annotation of a GenBank genome assembly. NCBI's taxonomy places the organism in Eukaryota, Metazoa, Platyhelminthes, Trematoda, Strigeidida, Schistosomatidae.